Wasmannia auropunctata (little fire ant) is the source of this 2174-nucleotide messenger RNA. RefSeq names its product phospholipase ABHD3 (gene Hydr1). The coding region runs from base 619 to 1785 and encodes 388 amino acids. Gene Ontology annotation, biological process: medium-chain fatty acid biosynthetic process; medium-chain fatty acid catabolic process. The transcript has 8 exons. Lineage: Eukaryota; Metazoa; Arthropoda; Insecta; Hymenoptera; Formicidae. The record is from RefSeq and is a predicted model, not a curated record. Gene Ontology annotation, molecular function: monoacylglycerol lipase activity; acetylesterase activity.
UAUCGAUAAACGCGAUAAAACUGACGUGUUCAUAAUAGCUCGUAAAAUGAAAAUUUGUCACGGAACGAUUAUAAAAUCAAUAGCUUCGCGCGAAUGAAAAGUUCUCCAACGCGAAUGAAGUCUAUUGAUAUACGUAAUAUUUAUAUAAAUGUUUCUUUUCUUCCUGCUCCACCUCUCGACGUUCUCAGCUUCGCGAAAUUGUUGACCGAAAUUGUUCGAGAAACCGGGCAGCUCGUUACGAGUCACGAUCCCGAAACGCGCGUGCGCGCUAUAGGAGCGGACCCGCCGCAUUCGCGACAUUCGCGUGCGAUCGAGAGCCUUCGGAUACGUCGCGCUAUCCGCCGCGGGCAUCUCCGCUUUAUUGGCGACGGCGUUCGGCCCGAUUAGUCGGCCGGUCGACCGCGUCCAAUUUAUUCGUGCGGCAUGCGCGCGGCGGCCGAGAACUCCUUCACCGGCUCUCGUUCGCGACCGCCGCUCGUUAACCGCCGUCUAUCGUGCAGCGAGCAAGAUCCGCCGCCGUCCUCGCCCCGACCUGAGCCUCGCCGUCGCGGCGACUCCAAAGCCGGCUGAUCGUAUACAUAUAUCGGAUUUUUAUACCGUCCACAGUAGCGCGCCACGAUGUUGAGCCUCUUCGAGAGCAUCGCCGACAUCCCGAAGCUUUACUACGGCGCAUUGCUGGGCAUCGGCUUCUGCAUCUAUUAUCUCUGCGAAGUCGUCAAGACACCCUUGCUGGUUUGCGCCAAUGGACCAUUCCGCUCGUUCUUGGAAGUCAACAUUCCACUCGUGCAAAAUAAAUUCUGGCCGACGUUAUGGUGUUUCGAAUCGCGAGCGCAGACCAUUAUAGCCAGUCUUUUGAGAUCUCGGAUAUUGCCGAAAGUCGAAUAUCGCAGAGAAAUUCUUGCUUUGUCUGACGGGGGUGAAGUGGCCUUAGAUUGGGCCGAGAAAGAUUGCUCUAUCACGUCGCCAAUCGUCGUCAUUUUACCUGGUCUCACAGGCGGUAGUCAAGCGGAAUAUAUCAAAUGUCUGGUAUCAGCCGCGAGAAAAAAUGGAAUACGAUGCGUAAUUUUCAAUAACAGAGGCUUAGGUGGAUUGCAACUCAAGACUCCACGAACGUAUUGUGCCGCUAACUAUGAUGAUUUAAGUGAAGUCAUAGAACACGUAAAGAAACUUCAUCCUCAUGUACCUCUCGGAGCAACCGGAAUCUCCAUGGGAGGGUUGAUCUUAGGUAAUUAUUUAGCCCAAAAAGGUUUAACAGCAAGGACCAAAUUAAGAGCUUGCCUCAUUAUCUCGGUGCCAUGGAAUGUAUUUGCAGCAACGAAAAACACCGAGGAAAAUUAUUUUAAUCUAAUGCUGAAUAAGCAUCUAGCCAGCAAUCUGUGUCGCACAAUACAGCGGCAUCAUACUUCUAGCAUUGGCCCUUUCAAUGUGGAUAUCGACACUGUUCUUAAGAGCCAAACAAUAAGAGAAUUCGAUUCGAACUUCACGGCAAGGCAGUUUGGAUAUAAAAACGUUGAAGAGUAUUACAGUAACGCGACGCUUCACGACAAGCUGCAUCUAAUCCAAGUUCGGACUUUGUGCCUCAACGCGGCAGACGAUCCGUUUCAACCAUUGCAAGCGAUGCCUCUGAAGGAAAUAAGCCAGACAAAAAACGUGGCUGUCGUGGUAACGUCGCGCGGUGGUCAUAUUGGUUUCCUAGAAGGCGUUUGGCCGGUCAAGGAGGAGCAAUACAUGGGAAAGUUCUUCUCGCAAUUUUUCACGGCGAUGUUCACAAGCGAUUUCGACUAACACGUACUUGAUAUUAUCUAUAGAUUGGACUCGAGUAAAUAGUAUCGUAAGCAUUAAUAUCGGCUUCCUUGAUUUGCUAUCGUCUGGCGUCAAGAGAUACGAUCGCGAUAUCGUUUAUUUAAUUUUCUUACAAGUUAAAAUGUGAUAUCAAUUUCAACAUGAUAACUCUAUCGGUUUUUCAUACUACGGUGCAACGCAAAACUUGGAAUUGCACUUUAUAGACCUGAAAGAAUAACUAAUUCCGAAUUUUAUAAUGUAAUGUUUGUGACUGUGAGAUAUUGUUAACUAGGCUCCACACUUAUCAAGCAAAGAUUUUUGCUCAUGACAAUGCGCAUUAAAAUUAUUCUUGUUAAUUAUUUCUAGUUAAUAAAAAUUGAUUUUUAUAAAAA